This is a messenger RNA of Aegilops tauschii subsp. strangulata, 2431 nucleotides long. NCBI's taxonomy places the organism in Eukaryota, Viridiplantae, Streptophyta, Magnoliopsida, Poales, Poaceae. The record is from RefSeq and is a predicted model, not a curated record.
GUACAACCACACCACCAGAGGUCUCGUGGCAAGCUGCACCAUUGCAGGCCAUCAGUAAUGCAGAUACAGCACACCAACUUGAAGUGGCACACCAACUGCAAGUAGCACAUGUGGCAAGACGAGGUAAUUUGUGAACCAGAAAAAACCAUGCAUUUGCUUUGUGGAAAGCAUUGGGAAAAGUGCACUUGUCACGGUGGUCGUGACAACUGCACUAGCCACCAAGUGAAUGCGUCCAUUAGUCAUCUAUGCACCAUUGCAGGCCAUCAGUAAUGCAGAUACAGCACACCAACUUGAAGUGGCACACCAACUGCAAGUAGCACAUGUGGCAAGACGAGGAGUUUCGACUACAAUCAACAGUGGUGCACAGACAUCUACUGCGGGUACCUCAGAGCACACGGAAGGGGUGUUCCACGAGCUAGUCACCUAUACUACCACAAACAAUGCAGAAUCAGUGUCAGAACUGGCAAUCGUUGCAGCAAUGAUGACAAGCACGCCUGUGCGCACCGGCACAACCAACACUCGAACAGAUGAAACAGCCGCCAAUACUGAAGUGAAUGAUGAAACUGAUGAUAAAACACAAGGGGAAGAAGAAGAGGGACAAUCAGAAAUCAUGCCACCUCAACCACCUUAUGUUGGACAGAGAUUUGGUUCAUUUGAAGAUGCCAAGCAAUACUAUCAGAGAUAUGCGUUGUUCCACGGAUUUGAGGUGAACACGGAAUACCAUAGGAAAUAAAAAAACUAACGAGUACAACAAAGGUGAGGUAAGGUGUUGCAGGGCAUGAAAGGACAAGAAGAGUAAAGGUGUUGUGCAUGUCGUGCCGGAACGAAAGAGAGGCAUCAUUCUCAAGACGGGAUUGCCUGUCAGGAUGAAGCUAAACACAGAUGGAGCUUGGUGGGUGGUCACCGAAUAUGUCGAAGAACACAACCACGAUCUGAUAAAGAAGUUUGACCUAGUAAGAUUUCUGAGCGCCCACAGAGGAUUCAGUCCUCACGAGAAGGAAUUCAUAAAGUUGCUACAUGAUUGUAACGCCAGUCCAUCAAGAAUGGUCCAGAUACUUUCCAUGAUCCACAAAAAAAAUGGAAGUCUGAGUAGCAUGCCCUACAUACCAUCAGACGUCACAAACCUAAAGGCAGAGUACCGCAGAGAGAGCAGAUUGGCUGACUUAGAAGACACGAUCGCCUACUUCGAAGAGAAAGCAAAAGUAGAUCCCGAUUUCUUCUAUAGGAUAUGAUUGGACGAUGAGGACCCGUGUCAGAAACAUGUAUUGGGUGGAUGGUGCGGCAAGAAGAGCCUACAAACAUUUCCGUGAUUGCAUUUCUUUCGAUGUGACAUAUCUCACGAAUAUGUACAAGAUGCCAUGUGCUCCAUUCAUAGGAAUAAAUAACCACAAUCAGUCCUUGCAGUUUGGUUGCGGUCUCAUGCGGAACGAAGAUACUGAUGGUUACACUUGGCUGUUCAAAACCUUCUUAGAGUGCAUGGAUGGACUUGCUCCGAUGAACAUAAUAACAGAACAGGACUUUAGCAUGCGUGCAGGCAUAGAGGAGGUCUUUCCAUUGGCAGUGCAUAGGCGCUGCAGGUGGCAUAUUAUUAAGAAGGCUAAAGAGAGGCUAGGACCAUUCUUUGCUGACCGUCCAGAACUACACAAGGCAUUCGAGUUGUGUGUGGACCACAGCUUGACAGUGGAAGAGUUUGAAUGGAGCUAGACGGCUAUCAUUGAAAAAUACCAAGUCCAAGACAACGAGACACUUAAUAACCUAUGGGACGAGCGGAUGUACUGGGUGCCGGCCUUCUUCAUGCAGUGCUUCUAUCCAUUUUUGCAGACUACGCAACACAGCGAGGGUUUCAAUGCUGUUAUGAAGCGUUACGUGAGCCCUGUCAACUCAUUGCUGCAGUUUGCCAAGCAAUAUUCAGCUUUGCAACAGAAAACACGGGGAUCUGAGCUAUAGUAAGAAGCAAACACCGCACUCAAGCAGCCUAAAUUGCUAACAUAUUUACCGAUGGAGAGGCAGAUGAGCAAGAUAUACACCAACAAGAUAUUUAACAAGUAAGUGAGUGAUCGUAUGGUCUUAUUUGCCAUGUAUGACACGGCACAUUCAACAUUGAAAAUUGCUAAAAAGAAACAUAAAAUGUUGUUUGAUAAAACAAAGAACAAACUCUGCAUGCUUGUUUUAAAAAGGAAGCAAACCAAAAAUAUCUAUAAAUAUGUUUGCCAUGUGUACUGGUUUGAAGCUGUCAUCUAUAGUGAACACAUGAAUGCAAAAGAUGAAAAUGGAAUAAAAACUGAGUAGUUGGAAAACAAAUAAUAGUUGUCGUGUGUUGUGAAAGAAAGUGUAGUUGCCAUUUUGAAUGUGGUGUGGUUGCCAUGUGGGAUGUAGUGUAAUUGCCAUGUAUAGUGCAAUGGUAUUUCACAUGUAAGAUGACCUAAUUUGC